UGCGCUUCUGUGCGCCAAGCCCCAUUGCUCUCUUGUGCGCUCCCGAUCUCCCAACCCCCCAUCUGCCUUUUGUAAUUUUUUAAUGGGGUCCCUUGCCUGGUUUGUGCUGACCUAAUUAAAAAGCUGUUGUGAGCAAUGCCUUGUGAUGGUCUAAUCCCAGCCCAGUGACUCUACAAAGCUUUCGCCAGGGUUUCUCCUUCUUCCAUUCUGGUCCUUGUUGGUUCAUCGCUACCUGCCUGGGUCCAGCCUUUUCACUGUGCCGCAACUCUUCAGGAUUGCUUACUGACCUUCCUAGAACUGUUUGGCUUCUCUGUGGUAUAAGGAGGGGGAAAAAGCAACAACUAUGACUUCAGUGGCUGGCACAUUCAGGAUCGUUUCUGAGGAGGAGCAGGCUUUGCGUGCCAAGCUUGAGCGUCUGACCACCAAGGACCAUGGCCCUGUCUUUGGGAAAUGUGACAAGAUCCCAGACCACACCAUACAAAAGGCUAAGGAUGAGCUGAAUGAAACACCGGAGAAGCGUGAAUUAGCUAUCAAAGAGCUUCAGGACCUUGUUCAGGAGAAAGCCAAAGGAGGUGAAGAUAUCUGCAAAGCAGUGGCUGAAAAAGUGAAGGGGAAGGACAACGCAUUCUUUCUUCGUUUCAUCCGAGCCCGCAAAUUUGACAUCAGCAGGGCUUACGAUCUGCUGAAAGGCUAUGUCAACUUCCGCCAGCAAUACCCAGAGCUAUUUGAAAACCUGACCCCUGAGGCUGUGCGCAGUACCAUUGAGGCUGGCUACCCUGGCAUUUUGAGCAACCGGGACAAGUUUGGACGGAUUGUGCUGCUGUUCAAUAUCGAAAACUGGGAUUAUGAGGAGAUCACCUUUGAUGAGAUUCUUCGCGCCUAUUGUGUGAUCUUAGAAAAAUUGCGAGAAUGAAGAGACUCAAUCAAUGGCUUUUGUAUAAUUGAAAACUUCAAAGGCUUUACCAUGCAGCAGGCCUCUGGUAUAAACCUUCUGAACUGAAGAAGAUGGUGGACAUG
Sceloporus undulatus (fence lizard) is the source of this 1017-nucleotide messenger RNA. RefSeq names its product retinaldehyde binding protein 1 (gene RLBP1). The transcript has 6 exons. Lineage: Eukaryota; Metazoa; Chordata; Lepidosauria; Squamata; Phrynosomatidae. Gene Ontology annotation, molecular function: phosphatidylinositol bisphosphate binding. The record is from RefSeq and is a predicted model, not a curated record. Gene Ontology annotation, cellular component: membrane. The coding region runs from base 344 to 913 and encodes 189 amino acids.